AAGUCCUUCUACAACCGCAGCACCCGGCUGUGGUGGGGUCACUGCCACCUGCGGAUCGGCAGCCGCUUACAGGUGCGGCUGAACAAGGGUGUGAAGUUUUCUCGCUUCGAGCACAUCGGCCGGUUUAUCGAGUUCGCCAGGAAUUCACGGUCCCUACGCGCCGCCACACUCAGCAAGUGUCUGCGAAGAAAUUUCUGGGGCACCAAUUUUUACUUCACGGGAGAACCCAAAACGAAAGAGAACCCCCAGCAGAUCUCAAAGUCGACCCAGAAUGAAGGAGCAUACAUCUACGCUGUCGAGCGAGGAAGAAUAACCCCGUCAGAAUGGGAAUUGAAGAAACUGGAAUCCGUUCUUGGGGUUCCCCUAAGAAGAGAAAAGCAGAAAACACUGCUGAGGAGAUUG
This is a messenger RNA of Plasmodium coatneyi, 402 nucleotides long. RefSeq lists its product as uncharacterized. The annotation marks the transcript as partial. The record is from RefSeq and is a predicted model, not a curated record. The transcript has 3 exons. Lineage: Eukaryota; Apicomplexa; Aconoidasida; Haemosporida; Plasmodiidae.